Messenger RNA from Staurois parvus, 319 nucleotides. NCBI's taxonomy places the organism in Eukaryota, Metazoa, Chordata, Amphibia, Anura, Ranidae. The record is from the annotation of a GenBank genome assembly.
AUGGGUCGCUCUCAGGAACACAGUGAAUGCAAGCGUGGUACUGUGAUAGGUUGCCACUUGUGCAAUAAGUCCACCCAUGAAAUGUACUUGCUACUAAAUAUUCCACGGUCAACUGUUAGUGGUAUUAUAACAAAGUGGAAGCAGCUGGGAACAAUAGAAACUCAGCCAUGAAGUGGUAAGCCAUGUAAAAUGACAGUCAUUUGCUAAAGACCUCCAAACUUCAUGUUCCAGGGAACUCUUAAGGAGUCAGCAUACCAAGACAUUUUGGGACAAUUUCAUUCUCCCAACUUUGUGGGAACAAUUUGGAGAUGACCCCUUC